Molecule: messenger RNA, 2613 nt
Organism: Paramacrobiotus metropolitanus
Lineage: Eukaryota; Metazoa; Tardigrada; Eutardigrada; Parachela; Macrobiotidae
Product: sorting nexin-33-like
Exons: 16
Coding region: 412-2157 (581 amino acids)
Biological process (GO): plasma membrane tubulation; protein transport; endocytosis
Cellular component (GO): cytoplasmic vesicle; plasma membrane
Molecular function (GO): protein binding; phosphatidylinositol binding
Source: RefSeq, a predicted model, not a curated record
AUGUAGUACAUCUCCGUUCGCUCACGCACAGAGAAUCAACAGCAGUGGAUGAACGGCGACGAUGUAGGAAAGACAUCGUGCAACGUGCCACGAUAAGUAAAUAACGAUAUCGAUGAGCAGAAAAGUGUUCGUGUACGGUACCAAAUUUAUCACGGAAUCAGAGGAAACUUCAAUUAUUCUUCGUUCUGAGUUCUCAUCUGCAAUGGGUUUGAUGCUGACAAUAAGGAAAGUGUGUUCUUGAUGGUUUUAUGGUUUUAAGAAAAUUGUGCUUGUGGUCUGCAUUGAUAUACGCUUCUCAUCAAAGUGAUCAAACCCAGGAAACACGCCAACAUAUAGCCUGGAAACUACGUUUUAGUCCGUUUUUUUCGAGAAAUUGUACCCUACAACUUUGGAACGAUCAAGAUUGUCUAUAUGGCUUCUAAGGCGCGUGUACUGUAUGAUUUCCAAGCCCAACCCGGAUCCAAUGAGCUAAAUAUAUUUGAGAACGAAAUUGUUACAGUCACGAAAAAAGAUGUCGGCGAAGGCUGGUGGGAAGGUUCGGUGAGAGGGGAAACCGGUCUCUUCCCGGCUUCGUACGUCGAAGAAAUCCAGGACUCAGCCGCCCAACCUGCUGCUCCUGCUGCUAGCAACUUGUAUCCCUCUGUUCCUCAGAAUGCUUACUACACACAGCCAGCAGCUGCCAGUGCCGGUUACUCAGACUGGGAUACACCUGCACCGGCUGCGGCUCCAGCUGCUGCGGCCUCCGCUCCCCAGCAGGAACCGGCUGGGGCUGACUGGGAUGAUGAAUGGGAUGAGGAUUCCGAAGACGAAAAGGAGCAGCGGGGGAGGCGGUAUGCUAACGAGAAUUUUCAGGAGGGAUCCCGUGCGACUUCCGCCACAGGAGGCGCCGGUGCCGCCAAACGCCAGCUUGAGCCAACUUAUUCGUCUUCCACGGCCGUUAAUAAUCCGGCUUUUGCUGCACAAGCUUCUGUCAAAGGAAACCUUAAUCGCUUUUCUGUAUUUGUUAAAUCGGGAGCGGAAAAUUAUCUUCUUGGAAAAUUAAAAGCAAGCGUCCCGGAUGGAUCAGUCGUAUCGAUUACCGAUACACAGUGGGGACCAACGUGGGGAACAAAUGGCAGACCGUAUACUUGCGAGGUGUUUUCUCCAAAAAAGGAGUCCAAAUUAAAGGGACUGAAAUCUUAUAUUGCUUAUCAGCUGACACCGUCGUAUACCAAUGUCCAAGUGGCUAGACGCUACAAACAUUUUGAUUGGCUUCAUGAGCGCCUUACGGAAAAGUUUGUUCUUAUUCCAAUCCCACCAUUGCCGGAUAAACAAGUCACCGGACGUUACGAAGACGACUUCAUCGAACACAGGAUGGCCCAACUGCAGCUCUGGGUGAAUCAUUUGUGCACACACCCUGUUUUGUCGCAGUGCGAUGUUUGGAGGCAUUUUUUGGAAUGUACCGACGAAAAGCGCUGGAAGGUGGGCAAGCGGCAAGCUGAAAAGGAUGAAUUAGUGGGUGGUGCAUUCCUUCUUUCAAUAAGGACCCCUGCCAAACCGAUUACCAAUGACCUUGACGCAGAUAUGAAUUCGUUUGGUGCUUUUGCAAAAGCCAUGGAUAACAGUGUACGCUUCCUGCAUUCCUCAGCCGCGGAUAAUGCCAAACGUCAUAUGGGGCCUUUCAAACGCGAAUACGAAAAAAUGGGUCAGGCCUUCCGGACACUGGGACAAGCGUUUGAACAGGAUCCUAGCAAAUUUUCUGCGGGACUGACAGAGGCAAUAAAAAAGACGGGAGAUACAUACGAAAAUAUUGGCAAAAUGUUCGAGGAACAGCCGCGGCAUGAUGUUGAUCCGAUGUUAGACACGUUGCAUAUCUAUCGUGGCUUACUGGCAAGUUUCCCGGAAAUACUUUAUGUGCAAAAGAGUUCUGCACAGAAGCUAAAAGAUUCGGAAAAACUGGGUGAUGCCGGUAAAUUACCAGCCGGUGAACUGAAUGCGUUGAGAUCCCGUGCAGAUGUUGUAUCGUAUUCCGUAAUGGCCGAAAUUAACAAUUUCCAUAAAGCACGAACUGACAGCUUCAAAAAUAUGAUGGAACAUUAUCUGCAACAGCAAAUUAACUUCUAUUCUCAGAUCGUCAAAAAUCUGGAAAACACCUUGGCUGCGUAUCGGGACGUGUAAAUACGUUUGCAACAAUUUAUUGCGGAGUACGACAAUAACAAGUGUAUUUCCCCAUGGAAUGUGUUUUUGUCCUUAAAAGAAAGGUUUUCCGUAAUCGCCUUCCAAAAUCCAGCAAGUGCAUGUAAAUGUUAUACCCGGAAAGUCAGCUGUGUCUGUCGAUAAAUAUCCUAUGGUCUCCGUUUGUAAUGUUUUGAUUCAGAUGGUUCAACAGAUUUUUAACAGGGUUUCGAUGUGCCAUCGUUGUCUGGUGGCGUUGAUUUGAAUGUUUUCUUUGGAAAGAUUUAUUUUGCCGUUUGAGUAUAUGUUCGGUGUAAAAGGGUAUUUUUAAUUUUCUUUUUGUUUUUAUGUACUGGACAUUGUUCCGUGAUUUUUUUUGUUUGUUCAGAAUAUUACUGUAUCAGCUUGACGUAUUGUAUUUUAAUGUCAUGGAUGAGUCAAGUAAAACAGAAAAAGUGA